Molecule: messenger RNA, 1086 nt
Organism: Closterium sp. Naga37s-1
Lineage: Eukaryota; Viridiplantae; Streptophyta; Zygnematophyceae; Desmidiales; Closteriaceae
Source: the annotation of a GenBank genome assembly
AUGGCGGCGCGGCUUCGCAGCCGAGGCGUGAUCCGAUUCGACGGUCGCGAUGCGAUCAACUUCCUGCAGGGCCUGCUGACCAAUGACGUCACCCCGUUUCUCCAGCAACCCCCCCCGGUGGCCUCCCCCGUCCCCACGCCCAAUCAACCCGCCAGCGUGCAUCCGCCCAUCUACUCCGCGCUUCUCUCCCCGCAAGGCCGGUUUCUCUACGAUCUUUUCCUCUACCGCCCGCCACACUCGGAUGCGGUGUCGAGUCGGUUGGAUCCGACAGGAGCCGGUCCAGAUACAGGCAACCCAGACGCACCUGAGCUCCUGGCGGAUGUAGAUGCAGCGAACCUGGACGACCUGCUGGCUCACCUGAAGAAGUCCCAUGCUCCCCUUACCUUUGCACCCCCGUGUCAUCCCUGCCGCUCCUUCCCCCCCCUGCCAUCCCCACGCCCCCUUAUCCACAGGCACAAGCUGCGUGCCAACGUGUCAUUCGCUGAUGUGUCCGCUGACGUGGCAGUAUGGGCGCACUUCCACUCGCGCCUCUCCUCCGACCCAGCACUCCCAGACGAGGCAGCAGCGGGCGAGGGGUUGGGGUGGGGCGGCAGAGUGGAUCAGGAGAUGUUGAGUGGUGAAGCCCUUCCCUUGGAGUGCAACCUAGCAGCACUGCACGCCAUCAGCUUCACCAAGGGGUGCUACGUGGGGCAGGAGCUCACUGCCAGGACUCACCACAGGGGUGUGGUGCGCAAACGACUCAUGCCAGUCCGAAUCGUGCCGUCCGGGGAAGGAGGUGGAGAGGACGUGAGGGAGGGGGUUGGGGAGGUAACAGUGUCUUCAGGGGCUGAGAUAGUGGAAACAGUUUCUGGGAAGGCUGUUGGACGAGUGAAUGCGGUCCUGUGCGGUUCUGAGGGUGAUGGCAGUGGUGCUGGAGCUGGUGCUGGUGGUUCAAAGGAGUUGACAGGUUUGGCGCUGCUGCGAUUGGCUCAUGGCCUCAACCCGGGAUCACAGCUGGCAGUGAAAGCAGGGAACGGGGCAGCUCUGAAAGUUUUGCCGAGCCACCCGUACUGGUGGCCAAGGGAGUGGGGCAGCGAGGAAAAAUAG